This is a messenger RNA of Carcharodon carcharias (great white shark), 3520 nucleotides long. It is a transcript of the gene ivd, whose product is annotated as isovaleryl-CoA dehydrogenase. The transcript is spliced from 13 exons. Gene Ontology annotation, biological process: L-leucine catabolic process. The record is from RefSeq and is a predicted model, not a curated record. The coding region runs from base 78 to 1346 and encodes 422 amino acids. Gene Ontology annotation, cellular component: mitochondrion. Gene Ontology annotation, molecular function: 3-methylbutanoyl-CoA dehydrogenase activity; flavin adenine dinucleotide binding. NCBI's taxonomy places the organism in Eukaryota, Metazoa, Chordata, Chondrichthyes, Lamniformes, Lamnidae.
CGGAAGUGUUCGGGGGACUGAAUGUUGUGUUGUGCCCGGAGGUCUAGGCUGCAGCUCCCGGGCUCUGGUAGUUGGUCAUGGCCGCUCUCCGUGUGUUGCGUGGCCCUUUACUGAGGCUGAGCCGGCGGCAGGCCAAGCUCCGAGCGCUCAGCCCCUCUUACAGUAACCUGCCCUCUGUCGAUGAUGUGGUUAACGGGCUGACCGAGGAGCAGAGACAGCUUCGGCAGGUGGUUCAUAAAUUCUGCCAGGAUCACCUUGCUCCCAAAGCCCAGGAGAUUGACCAGAAGAAUGACUUCCCAGCGUUGAAGGAGUUCUGGAAGCAGCUUGGUGAUCUUGGAGUUCUAGGGAUCACUGCACCUGCGGAGUAUGGAGGGGCAGGAGGUGGAUACCUGGAUCACGUCCUUGUUAUGGAGGAAAUAAGCCGUGCAUCUGCUGCCAUCGGCCUCAGUUACGGAGCUCAUUCCAACCUGUGCAUCAAUCAGCUGGUGAGGAAUGGGAACGAAGAACAGAAGAAUAAAUACUUACCAAAGUUAAUUAGUGGCGAUCAUUUUGGGGCUCUCGCAAUGAGUGAACCGAAUGCAGGGUCAGAUGUUAUCUCUAUGAAAUUGAAGGCAGAUAAAAAAGGUGAUUACUACGUCCUCAAUGGCAACAAGUUCUGGAUUACCAAUGGCCCUGACGCUGACGUUAUCAUUGUUUAUGGCAAAACGGACAUUAAUGCCAAGCCAGCUUCCCGUGGCAUUACAGCAUUCAUUGUAGAGAAGGGCAUGCCUGGAUUCAGUACGGCUCAAAAACUUGAUAAAUUGGGAAUGAGAGGCUCCAACACGUGUGAACUAGUUUUUGAAGACUGCAAAGUGCCAGCCAAUAAUAUCUUGGGAGAAGUGAACAAAGGAGUCUAUGUGUUGAUGAGCGGUCUAGACUUGGAGCGAUUGGUGCUGUCUGCUGGUCCUCUAGGCAUCAUGCAGGCUGUCCUGGACAACGCUCUCCCUUACUUGCAUGUCCGGGAGGCUUUUGGUCAGAAGAUUGGAGAGUUUCAGCUUUUACAAGGCAAGAUGGCUGACAUGUAUACCCGUCUGAGCGCGUGCAGACAGUACGUAUACAACGUGGCAAGAGCCUGUGAUGAGGGCCACAUGAGCUCAAAGGAUUGUGCAGGCGUGAUUCUUUAUGCUGCAGAGGCAGCUACCAAAGUCGCCCUGGAUGGAAUUCAGUGUCUGGGCGGCAAUGGCUACAUCAAUGACUACCCAAUGGGCCGCUUUCUGCGGGAUGCUAAGCUUUAUGAAAUAGGGGCCGGAACCAGUGAAGUCAGGAGACUUAUCAUUGGUAGAGCAUUUAAUGCCAUUUACAAAUAGCCCAGCCUCCCAGUCAUCCCCAAAGGUCUGUUCUUACUGUAUUUUGAAGUGCCUUGGAUUCCAUCAGGACAUCUAUCAUUCGUAAAAAUAUCAGCUGCAAGGCUAGGAUCGUGGCAAAAUCAUGAAUGUUGACUUUCAUUGAACACGAAAUACUCAGUUAAAGAAGAAGGAGAGCUUGCUGCAGGUGGCAGAGCGACAGGAUACAAUGCAGUUCAGAAAUUGGCUCUGCAUCAUCACUCUGGUUUGUUAGUUAAUGCAUUGUGUGGGUUUUAUUAACUUGCAAAGAAGAAAUGGGAUGCAAAAGCAACAAAAUUAUCCCUCCACGGUACUUCAUAUUUAAAUGGCAGGAUUGUGCACUGCUGCUGUACAGUUGCACAUAAUCUACAUGUACCUCUUCCUCCAUUGUUGGAUAAAGUUAUACUGAAGUGUUCAAUUGUCAUUAUUGCAAAAACUAUAAUGGAAGUGUCAGCAGAUGGUUGACUUUCUAAAGCAGCGACAAAGUUGUGAGCUGUCCUAAUCAGUCGUCCUCUUAACUAAAAUAAUAAAUACAAGCAUAUCUCCCCUGGCAUUGCUGAAGAUAUACCAGAGAAUAUGCUGUCAGGAGACACUUUGUACUGCACACUGCUUCAUUCUGCUAAGGUGGAGCUUUGUAUACAAUGAACCCUCGAACCUUUGAGGUCAGGAAGUCUUUGGACAACCUGAGAUCACUGAGAGUUUGAUCACUUUUCAGUUAGCGAAGCUGAAAUGGGAAGUGCUUGUAAAUUUCUGGCUCAAGGCAAGAAAACCGCAUAACAUUUCAAAGUGCAAUAUCGCACUUAUGACUGGUUCUGAAAAAUAGGUAAGCUUGCCAAAAAGCAUGUAUGAGCAAUGCAACAGGAAUGUAAAAGGGGUGAACUGAGAGGAAAGAACAGAGGAGUUUAAACUCUACAAUCUGGAAGAGGGUGUGAUUUCAGUGAGUUAUAAAGUAUAUGAUAUGGAUAAGGUGCAUUCAGAAUAUCACUUCCAGGUAAGUCAGCAAGUAGAACAAGGAAGCCAUGUAUAAAUGAGUGAAAAUUCCAUUGACAAGAGGGAUAGGCUAAAUGUUCUUCUCGUUCUGGUCUUCUGUGUGAUAGUUGGCAGAAAUCCAGUUACAAUUUCCGAAAAUUCUCCUGAAUUGUCAAAUACUGGAAUCUGCGCAAUUAUACACUGACUCAUUUGAACUGGUGAAUCCAUUCCUUGUGAUACACGUGUCCUGAGUAUACAUGAAGGGUCUGAUGUAGGGUUGUCUACUAUAGUUAGAUGUGGUUCUGGAGGUUGCCCAAGGUAGCCUAACACAUCCGCCCUUAUGGGGCUACGCCUUCCCAGACUAACCUUAGUCUGCUAUGAAUGGUCAACAGUCAUAUAAAUUUGAUCAAAUUAGAUCAAAUAUUCUUGACGAUGGAUUGUAAAAUUUCUCCAUUAGUUUAUUCUUUUGUCUAUUGUUCAUUCAUUCUCGGGGUUACAGAACCAUCUUAGAGACUUUAACUGUUCCAGCCCCAUGAUGGAAUUAUAUCAGAAGAAAGCUGAAGAAUGAUAAAAGGGUGAUGUCUUCAUAUGGUGAUGGUAUCUGGCAAACUGUACAUUUAGGUCACAAAAGUGCCACAAAUGCCAUAACUCAUAUCAACACUAAGCUUUUUUGUCUUUUUCAUCAACAAAUACAUAUAUUCAACAACAAACGGAUAGUGAUUUUGACAUGGUAAAAUGCCCCAAGGUGCUUGCAGGAGUGUUAUCAAAACAAAAUUUAAUACUGAGAAUAUGAGGGCAAAUGACCAAAGAUUUGGUCAACAAGGUGGGGCUUUAAGGAAUGUUUUAAAGGAGGAAAGAGAAGCAGAGAGCUUGGGAGGUGGCGGUGGGGGGAGGUGGCAGGGUGUAAUUCCAGAGGUUUUGCUCGACAGUAAGUGAUAAAUGCAAAUUCAUUAUUUAAAUUACUGCAGGAUACCUAUUUAAAUUUUGUCUGUGCAAUUGAGAUAGCUGCAGACUUUGGAUACAGCCUUGUUGAUUGUAGCUGCAUUAGCUCCGCAUAACCGCACCAAUGCAGCCUCCUAUCAGGGAAUCAUACUUUUAAUCAAUUAAUGCUCUGUGGAAUACGUAUGACUGGGCUUUAGAUGUGAUUGUAAAGCUGAUUCAAUGUAUUUUAAUAAAAUCUAUGUGGAAGA